Molecule: messenger RNA, 4706 nt
Organism: Thermothielavioides terrestris NRRL 8126
Lineage: Eukaryota; Fungi; Ascomycota; Sordariomycetes; Sordariales; Chaetomiaceae
Exons: 3
Coding region: 117-4421 (1434 amino acids)
Biological process (GO): protein import into peroxisome matrix
Cellular component (GO): cytosol; peroxisomal membrane
Molecular function (GO): ATP hydrolysis activity; ATP binding
Source: RefSeq, a predicted model, not a curated record
GCGGGCAAGUCGAACGAGCAUCUGCGAAUCGAAUCCGCGGUGCAACCCCCGCCAACCUCGAAUCCUCACCCGGCGUCGCGUUGUGCGCCUGGCCGAGAUUUCAGCCAUCCUCGACAAUGCCAGCGUCGGAUGCAAGCGGUGGCGUCCGUCGAAAACGGCUGCGCAGACGGCGGCAAGACAAGCCCCCGCUCUCGGCUCGCCUGUUGCUUGACGACCAUGUCAAGACCGACGUCGGCGUCGUGUCCGAGGACUUGUUCGCAGAGUUGUUUCCGCACUUGCACGACGCCCCCGACGACGACCAGCCGAGCCCCGCCCACAUCGCGAUCGCCCCUUCGACGCCGUCUCACUCGCCCGAGUCGACGGAUUGGGCAAUAGUCUCCGUUACGCCGUCGCCCGCGCUCGCCCCGUCCACCAUACAGUUCUCUCCCUCGUCACUAGCCCUCCAGACCUUCGCCCUGAACCUGAAGCGCGUCGCGCCCUCGCAGUUGACAUCUCGGAGCAGAAGUGGCAUUGACGUCUUGGUUCUGGAUGUUGUCGCCAUCGAGCUGGACACUGUUUUUGUCAGCCUCGAAGGGGAGCUGGCCAAGCGAUUGGAAAAUGGGGAGGGCAACUUCUUCCGGGAACAUCCUCCUGGAGGAGGUAGGGGCAAGGCCGCCCAGGCAGCCUCGACCCCGGAAGGCCGCUUGACGGCCGCCCUGCGCACCGCCCUCAGCACUCUCAAGGUUGUCCACACUGGCGACCUGUUUCCGCUGCCUCUGGCGCCACAUCCCGUCACCCACGUUCCGCCGAAUCCCGGCAGGAUCAUGCUCUGCGAGCCUGUCGCCCAGGGCAUCCUGGGGCCAAACACCAAGAUCGUCGUGUCCCGGGGCCGCAUCCAUUCCAAGCACAGCGCGUCACCAGCAACGAUCCCCCAGAGCCGCGGAUCGAGCGCCGCCGCGGCCGAGGAUGACGAAGACACGUCCAACGACCAAUUCUUCUCUGCUGCCGAGGAAGGCAUCCGGACCGACACGACGACUGAGGAAACGGAUGCUACUACCGCAACCGAGUCCGAAUUCGAGGAGCCGGACUUGGAAGAGGAUGCGCUGUCGGACGACUCGAUUGACGAUAUCAUCUCCCUCCAAGCACCGACACUACCCUCGACGCUCACGAGCGGGAUAGGCACGCCGACGACCAUCGGCCGAGGACGCAAGACCAACGUCAUGAGCGGUGCGGCUUCUGUGUUUUCAAGUUUCACCGCAACAACGGCCAGGCCAGAUCGGCCGCGCGGGCGCUUGUUCAAGGCCCAGGGACUCAUGCAGCCGGUUCCCCCAGAGGUUCUACAUCCAAAGCCGGCGCCCGUCGACGACGAGGAGGCCCGUAUAUACGUCGACACCAAGGACCUGAGCCGGAUCGGCUGCUUUUCUGGGGACUGGGUCCGGGUAGAAGCGUCCCCAGUGCCGCCUGCAAACGGUUUCGGCCCUUUCGGUCUCGGGAGCUUUGUCGAGCAAGAUCCGGACGAGCUGAAUUGGAGGCCCGCCAGAGUCUAUGGCCUUCCGGAAGGGUACUCCAGCCGGCCUGUGGCCAGGGUAGCGAGCUCCAAGCACGAUGGGCGGAGGAUGUCGUUCUUUGAGUCUCAAGUCCAGAGGUCCUCGAGCCCGACAGUUUACCUCUCCCCGGUCAUGCUUGCGAACCUCGACAGCCCGCCAUACCUGCGUCUGUCGCCCAUCAGGCGAGGAACGCACCCAAGGGGGAAGCCUUCGGCAUCUUCGGUCUCUCUUCACCCUCCCUUUGCUCGCGAGGUCAUCCUGCAACACGUCAGGACCCCAGUUCCUGUUGAGAGGGACGUGCAGACUGCAGUGAUGGCCGGUUUGAAGUUCUACUUUGAGAGGCGGCUGCGUGUCGUGAAGACGGGCGAUCUGAUCGCGGUUCCAAUCGACACUCAACUCGGCCGUGCGUUACAAGAAACCACUGCCAGUGGAGACGAAUCAGCAGUCGACGACGUUCUCGGCAUGAUCGCCAACGGGCGUCCGGGUCGGACCCCACAGUACGACGAAGUUGCUUGGUUCAAGGUCAGCCACGUCCAAUCGAUGAAGCAAGAUGCAGCGGCCGAAGAGGACGAAGCAGAAGAAGAUCCGUGGGGAUCUGUCGCUUGCGUAGACAUCUCCAUGGCGCACCUGGAGCAGACCGGCUCCGUGACAAGCCGUGUCCCCGGCACGACGUCCAAUAGCUGGCCGUAUUACCUAGGGAUCAAGAAGCUACCGAAACAAGCAAAAGGCACUCCAAGCCGGUUGAUGGCGGAACCAGAGCGGCAAUACAUCUCGCCAUUAAGAAGGAGAUUGCGAGAGCUCAUGGCGGCCGCGACCAGCAAACCUGCCCUGCACCUGAAGAUGCCGCCCGUGGCGAUCCUUCUUGUAUCGACGCAGCGGAGCAUCGGCAAAGCCACUACGGCGACACAGGCCUGCAUGGACAUCGGUCUCCACACCUUCACCGUGGAUGCCUACGACAUCGUGAACGACUCCGGCGCGGGCGGGAGCGACGUCAAGACGGCCGGUUUCCUGACCUCGCGCGCCGAGCGCGCCAUGAGCUGCGGCCCAGACUGCUGUGCUCUCCUCAUCCGCCACAUCGAAGCUCUGACGGCCGACAGGAUGGUCUCCACACUCAAGGAGAUUCUGGCCGAGGCUAGAGUGCUGAUUGCUACCACAACAGAGGUGGAGAAGGUGCCCGACGGGAUACGAGCCCUGUUCACGCACGAGCUCGAGAUGAGCGCGCCGGACGAGGGCGAGCGCGAGGGCAUUCUCCGGUCCAUCCUGGACGACCGCGGUGUCGGUCUGGAUCCUGAGGUCGAUCUCGGCAGCAUCGCGCUUAAGACGGCCGCGCUCGUGGCGGGAGACCUCGUUGACGUCGUCGACCGUGCGCUCGUGGCGCAGCGGUCCCGUCUGGAGCAGCUGUCGGCGAAGGCCACGAAGGAAGACCGUGUCGUGACCGUAAGGGAUGUCCAGGUGGCCGGCGGCCCAGAGGCGUCGGGCCUCACGAAGCAGGACUUUGAAGUUGCCGUCGAGGCCGCCCGCAAGAACUUCGCCGACGCUAUCGGCGCGCCCAAGAUCCCCAACGUCACCUGGGACGAUGUCGGAGGGCUAAAUUACGUGAAGGAAGCAGUGAAGGAGACCAUCCAGCUGCCGCUCGAACGGCCCGAGCUGUUCGCCAAGGGCAUGAAGAAGCGCUCCGGCAUCCUGUUCUACGGGCCUCCGGGAACCGGCAAGACGCUGCUCGCCAAGGCCAUCGCGACCGAGUACAGCCUGAAUUUCUUCAGCGUCAAGGGCCCCGAGCUGCUGAAUAUGUACAUCGGCGAGUCCGAGGCGAACGUGCGGCGCGUGUUCCAGCGCGCGCGCGACGCGCGGCCCUGCGUCGUCUUCUUCGACGAGCUCGACUCAGUCGCGCCGAAGCGCGGCAACCAGGGCGACAGCGGCGGCGUCAUGGAUCGCAUUGUCUCGCAGCUGCUGGCGGAGCUGGACGGCAUGUCGGGCGGCGAAGACACGGCCGGCGGCGUGUUCGUCAUCGGCGCCACCAACCGGCCGGAUCUCCUCGACCCGGCGCUGCUGCGGCCCGGCCGCUUCGACAAGAUGCUCUACCUGGGCGUGUCGGAUACGCAUGACAAGCAGCUCAAGAUCCUCGAGGCGCUGACACGGAAAUUCGCCCUCGACCCCUCCGUCUCCCUCCGCGCCAUCGCCGAGCGCCUCCCCUUCACCUACACCGGCGCCGACUUGUACGCGCUCUGCUCCGACGCCAUGCUCAAGGCGGUCACGCGCCAGGCGCAGCGCGUCGACGCCCGGGUGCGCGCCCUCAACGCCAACGCCGCCGACCAACCGCAGCACGGGCGCGCCCCCAUCUCGACGGCCGCCUUCUUCGACCACUACGCCACGCCCGCCGACCUCGCCGUCACCGUCACCGAGCAGGACUUCGCCGACGCCCAGCGCGAGCUGGUCCCCAGCGUCAGCGCCGGCGAGCUGGCGCACUACGAGCGCGUCCGCGCCGUGUUUGAGGGGGGGCAGCGACGCGGGCAGGGGGACGGGGAGGAAAAGGAAAAGGAGGAGGAGAUGGCCUUCGCGGGUGCCCCCCCACCGCCGCCACAGGCGGCGAGGUUGGGACUGGCCGCCGGGCGGAGGUCCGCCUCGGGUGCGUCGGCGCGCAGCGUCAGCGGGAAGGGGAAGGGCAAGGCACCGGUGGGCGGCACCAGUAGCGGCGGCGGUGGGAGAGGGAAAGGGAAGGCCGUGGCGUUGGAAGGAUUUGAUGACGACGAUAGCGGGGAUGAUUCUGAGUCUGGACGGCUGGGCGGCAGUGUCCGGGAUAAGGGGAAGGGCAAGGAGGUGGCGCCCCCGAUUGCUGCGGCGGCUGCUCCGUUUGGUGAUGGGACGGGGAGCGGCGAUGAGGGGUUGUAUGACUAGCUGAGGCAUGUUGGAUGCGCAAGAUGUGGUGGUCGUAUAUCAGUAUAGAAAGAUUAGUUGGGGUGCGUUGGCUGCUGCUGUAUUUGCGGGGCGUGGAAGCUGGCUGUAUUGGAUGACUGAAGCAUUGUUGAACCCCUGGGCCGGCAUAGCGUUAAGGAGCAUGACAAACCUAUAAGCAGGCCUCAUCGUCUGUCUACCCGGUUAAUCAAGAAUGCGUGCAUUGCAACUAGACAGAACGUCAAACCAUUGAUGCUGUCGACACAACACAACACGGCACGGCACAGC